Molecule: messenger RNA, 1530 nt
Organism: Adineta ricciae
Lineage: Eukaryota; Metazoa; Rotifera; Eurotatoria; Adinetida; Adinetidae
Source: the annotation of a GenBank genome assembly
AUGGUCUUGCGAAGCAAACAUAUGAAUAUUUUACAUGUGGCUUGUGCUCUCAUUUUUUUAACGAAUCAUAUUUCGAGCGAAUCAUGUUUGUUAUCAAAUACUUCAUAUGCUCUGUGUUCAGUUUCCGGCAAAACACCAGUAAUAAAAUCAAAAGCGUUUAACAAAACUGACUUUGAUCAGGAAUGUCAUGCUGAUUUUGCACACAUGAUCCUCGAUGCUCAUUGCCAUCGUCCAACGCCCGUGUCAAAACUAAAACCACCGAAUUCGCUCGAAAAAUAUGGUUACGGAUUUUUAGCUGUUUUUAUUGUCUCGGCAUUGUCACUUGCUGGCCUAUUAGCAUUUCCAAUUCUAUACAAAGUUUCCUUUCAAUAUGUGCUGACAUUAUUCACUGCUCUCGCAGUUGGGACACUAUUUGGUGAUACAAUGUUUCAUUUGAUACCUUUCGCACUUGGUCUUCAUGGUGAUCAUGCGGGACACGAUCAUACAUCUUUUUCGGUACCUGAAUAUGUAUGGAAGAUGCUAAUCAGUGUUUUAAUUCUUUAUAGUUUUUAUCUAUUGGAAGUUCUUCUUCAUUCAUUUGCUCAUUACAAACACAAAAAUGCUAACUCAGUCCACUUUCAUGCUCAUGGCCAUAGUCAUUCAAUGCCUCAUCACAAUCAUUCGCAUCCCGAAGGAGAAGUUUGUGAACAUACUCCACUUGACAUCGAUGCUGAUCUAGAGCACAGUCACCGGUUACAUAAUCAUAUGCAUCAUAAUCUUCAUCAACACGUAUCCAAUGAGAUCAGUACAGCAUCGUCAAUAUCUGCUGCAAAUCAAUCGUUUCACAACAAUAAUAACAAUAGUAUUAGUAAUAAAAAUCUUACAUGCGUUCCGUGUGCAUAUUCAAAUGAUGUUCGGCCACCACUACUGAAACCAGACUCGAAAGGAAACCUGACGGCCAACGACGAUCAAGCACCAGUGUCAGUUGUGAUUGCCGAUCCAAAAGAAGAAAAAAAGACGAAAGGCUCAAAUCCAAUGGUACAACAAUUGAAAAUGAAUUCUACAUAUACGCCUGCUAUAAAAUCGACUGGAUGGAUGGUACUGAUUGGUGAUGGUAUUCAUAAUUUCGCCGAUGGAUUGGCAAUUGGUGCUGCAUUUAGUCAGGAUAGUGUUUUAGGAAUCACUACAACCUUAGCAGUCGCUUUUCAUGAAUUACCUCACGAAUUAGGAGAUUAUGCCGUAUUAAUUCAAUCUGGAUUUUCUCACUAUCGAGCAAUUUUAUGGAAUUUUCUCUCGGCAACAACGGCUAUCAUUGGAUUCUUUAUUGGUGCAGCAUUGUCAUCCGAUGCGAAUAUUCGUCAAUGGAUAUUUGCAAUUACGAUUGGUAUGUUUUUAUACAUUGCACUUGUCGAUUUGUUGCCUACUCUACUAGCCGAUGGACAAGUUGAAGUCAAACGGUUUAUUGUUGUUAAUAUUGGAUUUUUACUCGGUAUUGCCAUUAUGUUUUUAUUAGCACUAUUUGAAGAUAGUUUAAUUCGUUCAUCGAGAUAG